AUGCUUAGUCUUGAAAAGCCUGGCUCUUCUGAUAUCUCGUCGUCUUCGACAGACACAUCGGCGAUUUCGCCGAUAAGUGUGAGCAGUAUGCCAUUAUCUCCAGAUAAAACCGAGCAGAAUAUAAUGCUAAUGAAUACGAAAAAGAAGAUUGGAUUUGUUCGCUAUAACCCGGAUGUUCCGCAAAUCGUUACGUCGUUUAAAGGAAAUCAGAAAUUAAUGUAUCAGGGAUAUCGUUAUAAUAUUUAUCAGGUUAGUUUUCUUCGGGAUAAGCUAAAUGAUAUCAUUUUUCGGGAAUCGUCUUCCAUGUGAUUAGAUUUCGUAAUUUUCUUAUCAAUUUCAGAUCGCUGAAGAACGCAAUUUCAAAUCCUGGCGAUGUGUUUGCGCAAAGAAAAUGUCCGACUCUGGACAAUGGUGUAAAUGCCGUGCUGAAACCACUUUAGACGACAAAAACGCCUGUAACAAAGGUGUGCACAAUCAUCCACCAAGACAUCAUGCCGCCGAGAUCGAAUUUAUCAAGGUGAGUUCGUGUACUUCACAGCUGUCCGGCCAGCUGACUUUUUUUAUCGGCCUGGAGGGAGGGAUGAAAAAAAAAAGUUCAAACCGUUUUUCGUGUGUAUCUCUCUUUUUUUUCUUUUGAAUACACUUAUUGAAAAAGAAGAGAUUUCAUGUCAAUUAUAUAAUGCCAAAAGGUCAUUUGGAAGUACAAGGCACGACCAUUUUGCAACACAUCGCAUAAACACACACAUUUAUUCUUGUGUGUGUCGAAAAAUGUUGGUCAUCUCACCGAUCAUCAUCAGAGAAUACCAGGUCACUGUAGUUGUUGUUGUUGUUGUUCAUCCACGAAAAAGGGAAAAAGAGAGAGAGGAGAGAGAUUUCAUGCCAAGGUCACGCCAAUUCUAUUGGCAGGCACGCGGUACCUCCACACAUUUAACCCAGAAAAAAAGUUAUCCGAAUUCAAAAACACACAAAAAAUGUUUUUUCAGAGUCAAUUAUUCAAUAUCGCUUUGCAACACCCUGAUUUGGAUGCUGGAGAGCUCGUAAAUGAAGCAUGUUUAUAUUUGAGUGAAGGUGUUUGUUUUGAUAAUAAGGAAAGUGUGAGGAAGAGUAUUGUUUCGGCAAGAUCAAAGGAUGGAAAACCGAGAAAACCAAGAAAUCGUUUGGCAAAUUCCUUAAAACGAAUGAAAUUUGAAGCUGAUGUAAGACUUUUUCAAAAAAAUCUUUAACUGAAAAUACAUAAUUUUUUAAUGUUUUUAGGCUGAAGAAGAAGAAGAUUAUAAAAUCCCAAAGAUGGAAAUUGAGCACGAUAUGUCAUGUUUCUUGCCACUUUUCAAUAAUGGUUUGAGUAUGAUGAAAGUUGAAUCACCGUUCCAAUCAACGCCAACAAUUCUACCAACACCAAAUCCACCACAACACGAGCAAACCAAUUUAUUGCAAACCACACAACUGUUAAAUCGAAUAAACAAUCCAUGGAUGGGAUUAGAUGAUCCGAUGACAAUGUUAUGGGCAAAUAUGCUGAAUCCUAUCAACGGUGGAAUCGAUGUUUUAUCAACAAUCGCUGCAUUGUCAAAACAGCAACAACUUCAACAAGGUCCAAACAUUCCACAGGCUGCCACCGCACCUGUUCAACACCCAUUGCCAACAAAUAUGUCACAAAGUAAUUUGGUCAAUUCAACGACUUCACAUCACAUUCCAAAAGAGGCAACGAUUGCACAGCCGACACUGAUUCAAGCACACCAACAGCAAACACCUGCCAUCAUCAAUCUAAAAGAUGUCAAAACCUUACCACCAUUGGCAAACAUUCAAACGAGUCCAAUUAUUCAAACAGCUAGUCUAAUUAGGCCAAUUCCAAUUAUGAAAGAUGGCAGCUCACAAACAUCAGAGGUAUGUUUCGAAUGAAAGACAUCCUCUUGGAUUCUCAUAAUUUUAUUUUUUUAAGGAAAUUCGAGUUUCUCAAUGUUUGACUUCUGGAUGUGGAUGUCGAGUCAUCCGAGUUUGUUGUUGUGAAGAAGGUGUUUGCCGGCAUCGGCGUACCGCUGCUUGUUAA
Molecule: messenger RNA, 2044 nt
Organism: Caenorhabditis angaria
Lineage: Eukaryota; Metazoa; Nematoda; Chromadorea; Rhabditida; Rhabditidae
Source: the annotation of a GenBank genome assembly